GGCAACUCCUGGAUGUGGACGACCCCGGGCGGAGACUGCAAGACUUUCCAGGGCCCGAGCUGCCCGGCCACCUGCGGCAAGGUUCUCCCUGACGGGAAGAGAGCGGUGGUCGGCUACGAGGACGGCACCGUGCGCGUCUGGGACCUGAAGCAGGGCAGCUCGAUCCACGUCCUCAAAGGCCCGGACGGGCACCAGGGCCCCCUGACGUGUGUGGCCAGCAGUAAGGACGGCAGCCUGGUCCUGACGGGCUCUGUGGACUGCCAGGCGAAGCUGGUGAACGCCGCCACCGGCAAGGUGGUGUGCGUGUUCCAGGAGGGGAGCGCCGCCCCGCAGACCCCAGCCGGGGGGACCGAGGAGCCUGAGUCCAACUCCGUGGAGUCGCUGGGCUUCUGCAAUGUGAUGCCACUGGCUGCCGUGGGCUACCUGGACGGGACACUGGCCAUCUACGACCUCUCCACGCAGAGCCUGCGGCACAAGUGCCAGCACGAGUCGGGCAUCGUGCAGCUGCUGUGGGAGGAGAGCGCGGCCGUGGUGUACACCUGCAGCCUGGACGGCAUCGUGCGGCUCUGGGACGCCCGCUCCGGCAAGCUGCUCAGCGAGUACCGGGGCCACAGUGCUGAGAUCCUCGACUUUGCCCUCAAUAAGGAUGCCUCCAUCGUGGUGACGACGUCAGGCGACCACCAAGCCAAAGUGUUCUGCGUGCAGCGCCCUGACCGCUAGCCGGGGAGUGGGAGCAGUGCAUCGUGGGGGAGCGGGUUUUGUAUCAGAGGACUUUUAAAUGAUAUAAAUUAUUUCCCAUA
This is a messenger RNA of Alligator sinensis (Chinese alligator), 800 nucleotides long. RefSeq names its product angio associated migratory cell protein (gene AAMP). Gene Ontology annotation, cellular component: cytosol. Gene Ontology annotation, molecular function: protein binding. The record is from RefSeq and is a predicted model, not a curated record. The annotation marks the transcript as partial. NCBI's taxonomy places the organism in Eukaryota, Metazoa, Chordata, Crocodylia, Alligatoridae. The transcript has 7 exons.